AUGGGCGACUUAAGGCCGGACAAUAGCCUUUGUUUGACGAACGCAUAUCUUCCAGACAUAAAUGUCAACCAUCUGGCGCCUGCCUCAUCCGGCGACAGUUCUAACCACCAUCAGCCGAAAUAUGAUCAAUCGGCCCACUACCAACGACACCAACCAGAGUGUGCUCAAGAUCAAAAUGAAAUGCAGCUCCGUUCGGAUGGUCAGAUUGAAUGCUCUCCAAUCUGUUCAGUCAUCGACAGCCCGCUUGCUGCAUGCCCUUCGGAAGAUGAAGUAGAUCUGUUGACACGAGAUCCAGACAAGCUCAGUGGACAGACAUGCCAUCGGAAGAAGAAGGAGGAUAGAGCUGGAGGCCUUUAUUGCCUCAAAGAAGUAGACACUGGCGUGCAUUUAGUCAAGCUUCGGCUGCCCUGGCCGACAGGAAACUGGCUUGAGCCGGCAGCCGAACCGGGCACCCCUUCUCUGGGCUGCAUGGGAAAAGCAGAACUGAGAGACUAUAGGAGCCCAGGUCACGUGGAUAAGGACAAGUUGGUGGAGAAAUGGAGAGAGAGACCAGAAAAAACGCCCAAUGAGUGCCUUAAUUCGAUGAACAAGCAAACAGAAGGAUUGGAGCCGACCAGUAGGCAAAGUUCCCACUUUACUAGUAUUUCAAUUGAUAUGACCUUGGGGUUAUAUAAGAUAUGA
Protopolystoma xenopodis is the source of this 681-nucleotide messenger RNA. NCBI's taxonomy places the organism in Eukaryota, Metazoa, Platyhelminthes, Monogenea, Polystomatidea, Polystomatidae. The record is from the annotation of a GenBank genome assembly.